Messenger RNA from Trifolium pratense (red clover), 1580 nucleotides. RefSeq names its product U-box domain-containing protein 17. The transcript has 2 exons. Gene Ontology annotation, molecular function: protein binding. Bases 321 to 1301 code for a protein of 326 amino acids. Gene Ontology annotation, cellular component: nucleus; cytoplasm. The record is from RefSeq and is a predicted model, not a curated record. NCBI's taxonomy places the organism in Eukaryota, Viridiplantae, Streptophyta, Magnoliopsida, Fabales, Fabaceae.
CAUACAACCUUUUCAAGAUUCAAACCCGUACAAUUAAAAUAACAAAUCCGUAUGAAAAGGAUCUUCUUCUUACUUAAUUCUUAUCCAUUUGUCUGCAAAGAAAAUACUGCGCAAAUUGUACUCAUCAACAAACCACUUCCAUUACCAUUACGACUUUUAGUCACAAAACAAUAAUAACAGUUAAGACGUGUUCGUUACCUUUCCAAAUUUUCCAACACUUACCUAAACCCACUCUUAUAAUCAAUCUUCCCCAAACGCGUUUUUUCUCCUUCUCUUUCUCUUUCCAAACACCCCCUACCGAACCUCCCUCCAAACCAAAAAUGGAAACCAAUCGCCGCGCUGUCCGAACCUUAGUUUCAAAACUCAGCUCCGUUUCCGAACAAACACGAAUCGAAGCACUCUGCGAGCUUCGGUUAAUGUCAAAACAAGAUCCACAAACCCGACCCGUAAUAACCGAAUCGGGCGCAAUCCCUUAUCUAGCAGAAACUCUCUAUUCAUCUUCUCACCCUUCGCAAGAAAACGCCACCGCAACACUUCUCAAUCUUUCGAUAACAGAAAAAGAAUCUAUCAUGUCCACGCGCGGUGUUCUCGACGCACUUUCACAUAUAAUUUCUCAUCAUUCUUCAACCUCCGCCGCCGCCGCCGUUCAAUCAGCUUCCGCCACGAUUCACAGCCUUCUUUCGUCGGUAGAUGAUUAUAGAACCGUCGUUGGAUCUAAACGUGAAAUCGUUUACGCGCUUGUUGAUAUUCUCCGAUGUCAUAGAUCGUCACCGCCGAGAACUGUGAAAGAUGCGUUGAAAGCGCUUUUUGCGAUCGCGCUUCAUCCGUUAAACCGUGCUACUAUGGUUCAAUUCGGCGUUGUUCCGGCGCUUUUUUCUCUGAUUGUUAACGACGGGAGAGUCGGGAUAGUUGAAGACGCAACCGCCGUGAUCGCGCAGGUUGCCGGUUGUGAGGAAAGCGUUGAAGCUUUCCGGAAGGUUUCCGGUGUUGGAGUGCUUGCGGAUCUGCUUGAUCUUAAUACUGGUUCUAGUAUGAGGACGAGAGAAAAUGCGGUGUCGGCGUUGCUUAAUCUUGUCCGGUGUGGUGGAGAUGCGGUGGCCGGAGAUGUUAGAGACGCUGUUGCUUUCGGUGCCUUGGACGGAAUCGCCGAUGUUAGAGAUAAAGGGAGCGUUAAGGGGCAGAGUAAAGCUAUGGAGUUGAUGAGGGUGAUGCUUGGUGGUGGUGAUAGGAAUGUCGUUUUGAACAGUGGUUCGUCGUUUGGUUCUUCUGUGAUGAAUGAUGAUAGUGGUACGUCGUUUUGACUAAUUGUUCGUCGUUUUGAGUCUUAGGAUGGCGGAUUGUGUACAAAACUAUAUAUAUGUUAUGAUUAUGAUUCUAUUGAUUAUUAUUUGUGUUAUGAUAUGAGAAAUAUCAUGAUAUGUUGUACAUUCUAACAAAGAAUAGGUUAUUAUUCUUCUUCUGCUGUGUAGAGUGCUUUUGAUUUGAUUUGAAAUUUUGAAGUUGAGUUUAUAUAUUGUGAAUGAUCCAAGCUUUAUAACACGUAAUUAUAGUAGUGAAUGUGAAUGAGUAGUUAUGAAAAA